CGCCACUCCCCUCGCUGUGAAGACACGAAAGAAAAUCAUUUCACCCGCUUCUGCGCCUUUUGGUUGUGUGUGCGCCGUGUGCACUCUGUCUUCUCCUCCUUCUGGUGUCCGUUCGUGAGUGUGUGUGAGUGGUGUGCCCCAUCUGGUAUCCUCCUCGAGUGACCACGCCAAAUGGCACGCUUCCUCGCAUUGUUGACCUUUGCGUCAACACUGCUGGUGGCCACUGGACAGCCGUCCGGCUUUCAUGGCUGGGCCAACAACUUUGGUGGCUAUCUGAGUUUCACCUGCCCUUCCAACCAGGUCCUUGACGGCUGGUAUGGCGUCUUCAGCAACAGCCGUCUCAACUCCAUCACGUACCGCAGCUUUGGUGGCUAUGAGAACAGCUACUAUGGCGGGUUCACAAAGACAUGCCCCAACGGUCAGGCCAUCUACCGCAUUCAGGCUGGCCACUCCGAUGGCUACCGCGAUCGACCACACAAACAACAACGAACAACAACGGCCCGUACCACAGCAGCUGCUCGUGGAGUGGAUGGACCAACAACUGGCCCAGCUACUACCCAUACUACUUCUACUACUACUUCUACUACUUCUACUACCCCUUCUACUACUACCACUACCAGCUUCACGGCAAACAGCAAGUAUGUGAUCCGCGGUGUGCAGUCCGACUUCAGCUACACCUUCCGUGACCGCCGCUGGCGCUUCUACCAGUGCCGCGUCUCCUGCCGCAGCGGAUGGGUCCAGUCUGGUACCGAGUGCACGUGCCCAAGUGGUUCGUACCAGAGGGGCAACGAUUGCGUCAGCAGCCGCAAGUGUGGCCGUGGCCAAUACGCCGCCUCGUCCAGCAACAACCGCUACUGCUACGACUGCCGCCCUGGCACGUUCCAGUCUGACUCGUCACAUACGGACACAACGUGCUCCUCCUGCCCCGCCGGCAAGUUCCAGGACGACUAUGGCCGUGCCGACUGCGAGACCUGCCCCAGCUCCCAGUACAACCCAUACACCGGACGCUCGUCGUGCCGUGACUGCUCCUCCGGCUACUACCGCAGCAGCCCCAGCACGCAGACGCGCUGCCAACCCGGAUACCGCUGCCCUGGCUCGUGCUCCCGCAUUGCAUGCUCCCCAGGCACAUACCAGAACAGCUACCGCCAGGUGUCGUGCAAGUCCUGCGAGGCUGGCAAGUACCAGACCGAGUCUGGCGCGUCCAGCUGCAACAACUGCGCCAACGGCUACUACACCACCUCUGCCGCGUCUGCCCCCAGGCGCUGUCAGCCCGGCUUUGCCUGCAGCUCGUGCAACCGCCGCGCGUGCAACGGCGAAUUCUACCAGAACGCGGCCGGCCAAUCCGACUGCAAGCGCGCAAGCCAGUGUGGUGCUGGCCAGUACGUGAGCCGUGGCCCGUCACAGACAACGGACCGCGUGUGCGGCUCGUGCUCUCUGGGCCGCACGUACCAGGACGCCAGCUCCCACACCUUUGGCAGCUGCAAGCCCGUGCGCAACUGCCCUGCUGGUACCUUUGUCGCCGCGGACCCCACCCUCAGCUCCGACCGCGUGUGCGGCAAGUGCCAGGAAGGCACAUACUCCUCGGGCGUCAACGCGAAGCAGUGCGAGGACAUUGGCACGUGCGAUGCUGGCGAGUACGCCUUCUUCGCCUCGUCCACCUCGGGCGUGGACUGCCGCGCCUGCGCGCUUGGCUCCACCUACCAGGAUGAGACAAACCACAACCGCCAGUCCUGCAAGACUGUGUCUCCCGAGUGCCCGGCGGGCCAGUUUCAGGCCGUUGCUCCAACCCGCUCCAACGACCGCGUCUGCAACGACUGUCACCCAGGUACCUUCUCUGAUCGCCCUGGCGGUGACGAGUGCGACCCUCACACGCAGUGCGGUGCCGGUUUCAUCGAGACCAGCCCCGCCACGCCGACCUCUGACCGCGCCUGCCGUCGCUGCAACGGCGUCACGCAGUACCAGGACGAACAGCACCAGUCCUCGUGCAAGACCGUGCGCACGUGCUCUUCCACCCAGUACGAGACCACGGCGCCCAGCCCCUCCAACAACAGGGUGUGCGCCUCUUGCACCACCUCCUGCCCCAGCGGCAAGGUGCUUGUCGGCACCUGCGGUCCCACCACCGACAAGCGGUGCGAGUCGUGCCACCCGUCGUGCGCCACGUGUGACGGAACAACGGAGAACGACUGCCUCUCUUGCGCCGACUCAAGCCUCACCCUUUUGGACGGCCGCUGUGUCAACCCUGACUGCGGCGAAGGCGAAUACCGCGACGGCGCAACCUGCAAGCCGUGCGACUCCUCUUGCGCCGAGUGCGACGGCGCCGGUUCGAACCGCUGCAUCUCGUGCAAGGGCGAUCGCUACCUUGAUGGCAACUCGUGCGUGACCAAGUGUCCGACUGGGUACUUCAAGUUCACCAACAGCGAGCGCGACAACGUCUGCCGCCGCUGCACCAGCUGUGAUGACGGCACGUUUGCCUCGACCCCUUGCGAUGGCAACACCUUCACCGAUACGCAGUGCAGCCCGUGGAGCACGUGCGACGAGGGCGAGGAGGAGGACACUCCACCCAACAGCGUUCGCGACCGCGUGUGCCGCAAAUGCGAGGCGGACAAGGAAUACCAGGACCAGCCUGGCAAGCUCUUCUGCAAGUCUGUCAGCGUGUGCCAGCGCGGCCAGUACGUGUCAACCGAACCCACCCUGACCACCGACCGCCAGUGUUCCGCUUGUGGCACGGGCACCUUCACCAAUUCGGAGAACGCCGCGCGCUGCCUGCCCUGUGCUGCAGGUUCAUUCCAGGACGAGACAAACUCCCCAAGCUGCCAGGAAUGCGGCAUCGGCAUGUACGAGCCCGAGCAGGGCCAGACGCAGUGCGCGGAGAUCCCGCCCGGCUACUACGGCGUCGGCGGCACCAUCUCCACCCGCACGGGCAUUGCCGAGUGCCCGCGUGGCUACUACUGCCUCGGCGGCUCCCACGACAAGCAGGCCUGCCCGCCCAACCAGUACCAGUCCGAGACCGGGCAGAGCCAGUGCGUGGACCUCACCGUGUGCGGCGAUGGCGAGCUUGUCUCCAAGGAGCCCACCAGCAUCAGCGACCGCGAGUGCUCCCCUUGCCCCGACGGCACCUGCGACGCCCCGGAGACGUUCCAGGAUAAGGAGAACCAGCGCACGUGCAGGCCCGUCUCAGACUGCCCCGUCGGCACGGCUGAGCUCGUUGGCCCCACCCCCACCUCCGACCGCAAGUGCCGCGCUUGCCAGGUCGGUACCAACUACGCCGAUGACACGGGCCUGGAGAUUUGCAAGCCCGUCACCAACUGCCGCCCCGGCACGCGCGAGGUGGCCGCCCCAACAGCCAGCUCGGACCGCGUGUGCCAGGCCUGUGGGCCCAACACGUACACGGAGUCAGAGAACGAGAAGACGUGCCGUCCACACACGCUGUGCGGCGCCGGCGAGAAGGAGGUGGAGGAGCCCACCACUUCCAGCAACCGCCGCUGCGUGCCGUGUGACGACGACACCUUCCAGGACUCCAACUCGCACUCUGUCGACUCGUGCACGCGCGUGACCACGUGCGAGCCCGGCGAGUACCUUGCCACGCCCGCCACACGCACGUCCGACGCCGUGUGCAAAUCGUGCAAGCUCGGCGAGACGUUCUCGACCACCGACAACGCUGAGGGCUGCAUGCCCGUGUCCAUGUGCGGCCUUGGCGAGCGCGAGAAGCAGGCCCCAACCACCUCCACGGACCGCGUGUGCGAGGCGUGCCGCGACGGCUACUUCCAGGACAGCGCGUCCCACGCAUACCCGACGUGCAAGGAGUGGACGGACUGCUCGCCUGGCGAGUACAUUCUCGUUGAGGGCAGCACGUUUGCCGACCGCGUGUGCGACGACUGCUCUGGCGUCGUCACGUACCAGCCAAAGGCUAACCAGGACAACUGCCUCAACGUCACCCGCUGCGAGGAGAACACCCAGUACGAGCUGACCCCGCCCGCCGCGAACCGCGAUCGUGUCUGUGCCGACUGCACCGACGCCUCGACCUGUAACACUAACGAGUACCUUGCCGGCACCUGCGGCGGCAACGAAGGCACCGAAAACACCCGCUGCGCCGCCUGCCACCCCACCUGCAACGGCUGCACUGGACCGGCAAUCGAUGAGUGCACGGCCUGCGGACCCAACCUGCAGCUGCGCAACGGCCGCUGCAUCAGCGAGUGCCCCGAUGGCGAGUAUGAGCUCGGCAACGGGUGUGCUGAAUGCCACUCCACGUGUGCCGACUGUGAUGGCCCGGACGCCACCAACUGCCUCCUGUGCGACGGCAACCUCAACCUCUGGGUCGACGAGCAAGGCCAGUCGUGCAUUGCCGAUUGCCCUCCCGGCUACUACGCCAAGGACCACCGCUGCGUGCCAUGCACCUCGUGUGGCAUGGGCACCUGGGCCUCCACCCCAUGCUCCGCGUCCUCCGACGCCGUUUGCUCUCCCUGGACUGAGUGCAAGCCUGGCCAGAAGGAGUCUGUUUCUGGCAACGCCGUGCGCGACCGCGCGUGCGUGAGCUGCACCCUCGGCAUGGAGUACCAGCCGCUGCCGGACCGCGCCUCAUGCUUCCCCACCAGCGUGUGCGAGGAUCCCUUCAUCGAGACCAUCCCGCCCACGCUCACCACGGACCGCCUGUGCUCCUGUGACACGCUCACCUGCAACAAGCUCAUCACGCAGCUAUUUGAGGAGAUGGUGUGCGCCGAGCCCACGGACGAGCAGCUCGACGUCGUGCUUGACGUGUGCUGCUCCGGCCAGGGCGAGGAUGGCAUCCGCGACACCAUUCGCCAGAUGGACGCCUACGAGGCACGCCGUUCCUGCCCGGGUUGCACAGACACGUGCGAGUGCAGCGCUGGCUUCAUCCUUGUCUACGACGCCGAUUCGGCAGACUGUCUGCCUUGCGACGGCGUGACGGAGUUCUCCCCAUCCGUUGGCGGCAGCAAGUGCGAGCCCAUUGAGGAGUGCGAGCGCGGCCAGGAGGAGGUCUCUGCGCCAACCCGUUCGUCGGACCGCGUGUGCCGUGACUGCCCAGCCGGCACCAUCGACUCGGACAGCGACGGCUCCACGGGUUGCCAGAUGUGCCCCGCUGGCCACUACACGGAGGCAGGCUCCCACGGCUCCUGCUCCAGCUUCACCUGCCGCGCAGGCACCCACGACCACGACAGCGACGCCGCCACGCCGUGCCAUCCGUGCGUCUUUGGCAUCACAUACCAGGAUGAGGAGGGCCAGACCACGUGCAAGGACGUCACAGAGUGCGCGCCCGGGUUUGAGGAGGUGCAGGCCAUGACGCUCAUCAGCGACCGUGUCUGCGACGAGUGCCCUGAGGGCACGUACAAGGCUGUCUCUGGCCAGGGCGUGCCCUGCCUCCCCGUCACCACGUGCGACGCCGGCGAGGAGGAGACGGCCAAGCCCACCCCAACGAGCGACCGCGUGUGCAGCCAGUGCGAGCUUGGCGCCACCUUCAAGCCCGUCGACGGCCAGGCCGAGUCGUGCCGCCCCGUGACGCAGUGCGGCCCGGAUGAGGAAGAGAUUCGCGAGCCCACGCGCCAGCACGACCGCCUCUGCCGCAAGUGCGUCCAGGACAUUACCUACCGCCCCGCCGGCUCAGACACGUGCGUGCCCGUGUCGCGUUGCGCGGCCUCAGAGUACAUUUCCACGCACGCCACGCUCACCACGGAUGUGCAGUGCACGGCCGUGGGCAAGUGCGAGUUUGGCACCUUCCAGAGCCAGGCGCCCACGCUCGACUCUGACCGUGAGUGCACGGAGUGCUCCGAGUGCCCCAGCGGCCGCUACGAGAUUCGUGCUUGCUCCGCGCUGGAGGACGUGCAGUGCGCCGGCUGCUCCGCGUGCCCGCCGAACACAUACAUCCUGCGCGCCUGCGACUCGGAGAACGAUGUGUCUUGCCAGCAGUGCAGCACGUGCUCUGAUGAGCAGUACCGCAGCGCGCCAUGCACCUCCACCAGCGACACGGAGUGCACGACGCUCGACGUAUGCGACCAGGAUCAGUUUGAGCUGUUCCCCGCCACGCCAACCACGGACCGCAUCUGCCGCGACCUGACCCAGUGCAACCCGUCGAUGGAGUACGAGCGCACCGCGCCCACGGCGUCGUCGAACCGCCUAUGCCACCUCAUCACCAAGUGCGACCCUGGCGAGCAGCGCAUCCGCGCCCCCACCUCUACCUCUGACGCCAAGUGCGAACCGUGCCCCAUCGGCACCACCGACCACGACCGCAACCCGCUCACUGCCUGCCAGCCGUGCCCUUACGGCCACUAUGUGCCCGCGGGCUCCAUCGGCUCCUGCGAGCAGUUCCUGUGCCCGGCCGGCACCGCCGACCUGGACCGCAACGCCAGCACGCCGUGCACGCCGUGCCAGGCCGGCCUUGACUUUGCCGCCCUCUCUGGCCAGCGCGAUUGCACGCCUGUGACGGAGUGCGACCUCGGCUACGAGGAGGUGGUGCGCCCCACCAUCUUCACCGACCGCCAGUGCCGCCGCUGCAUCGAGGGCCUGUUCUACCGCGACAGCAGCACGGACUUCUGCACGCGCGUGUCGCCCUGCGAGCCUGGCUCGUUUGAGACGGCCGCGCCUACCAUCAGCACGGACCGCGAGUGCCAGAUGGGCCGCACGUGCCCCAACAACACGUUCAUCUCGCGCCCGCUCACACCCACGCAGAACCGCAUCUGCUCGCCGUGGACGCAGUGCCUGUCCAACGAGUACGAGCUCGUUGCGCCGUCGCUGGUCAACGACCGCGAGUGCCAGCGCGUGCGCUCGUGCCAGGACACGGAGUACGAGGUGUCGGCGCCCACGGCCACGACGGACCGCCUCUGCGCCACCAUCAGCACCUGCCCCAUGGAGCAGUUUGAGGUGCUCCCGCCCACCACCACCUCGGACCGCGUGUGCGCGCCCGCGUACUCUGUCUCGCUUAUCUUUGACGCCAAGUUCAACGCCCUUGCCGGCACGCAGUCGCGCCGCGAGGCGUUUGAGGCCGCGCUGGUGCAGUCCAUCAACACGACGCAGGAUGCGUCGCAGAUUCUGCGCAUCGACCUGCGCCAGGGCUCCAUCAUUGCCACCGUCGCCUCCCUCAACGAGGACUUUACGGCUCGCCUCUUCAACCGGUCCGUCUCUGGCGACAUAACCGUCAUGGGCUUCACCGCAUCGCCGUGCGAGGCCGACGAGUUCCUGGACGACUCGGAUCCCAACCCUUUUGCGCCCGUGCUGUGCAGCCUUGUGGAGGAGUGCCGCUCCAACCAGUUUGAGGUGUCGCCGCCCACGUCCACCACGGACCGCGAGUGCCAGACGGCCCGCAUCUGCCGCCUCGGCGAGUACGUUGUGUCUGAGUUUACCGCCACCACGGACCGCGUGUGCGGCACAACGACGACGACCACGACGACGACCACGAGCACCAACGCCACGACCACGCCGCUCGCCUCGACGGGCAGCGCGGCCAGCCUGUCGCCAGGCAUCCUGGCUGUGAUUGCGCUUGUGGCGCUGCUCGUGCUCGUUGUGGCCAUUGUGCUUGUUGUGUGGCGCAACCGCAAGGCGACCAAGGACCGCCGCCAGAACGAGGCCAUCCAGCAGUGGGCGACGAUGAACAAGGCGUCGGACGAGAUUUCGCAGGCCAACACGCUCCUGCGCCAGCUGUCCCUGCGCGACCAGAGCGUGCUGCUGUUUGACAACCCCAUGUUCUCGCAGCCGGGCGGCAACCAGCGGCCCGACUGGUACGUGGGCCAGAUGACGCGCGCCGAGGCCGAGGACUUUGUUCUGAAGAACUCUGGCAACGUCGGUGACUUUGUUGUGCGCGAGAGCGCGGCCAACGGCAACUUUGUGCUUACGCUGCUGAUUGAAGGCAACCAGUUUGAGCACCACAAGCUGUACAAGGACGCGCAGGGCCGCUUCCUGAUCAACGGCAACCGCCCCAAGACGGACUGCAUGACGCUUGACGUGCUCAUUGACCACCUGAGCCGCACCAUGGACGGCACGAGCGCCCUGCUCAACCUCCAGGAAGAGUAUGGCCAGGUGCGCCACGCGCCGCAGGCCGCGGAGCCCGAGGGCGACUUCUACGGCGCCCUGUCCCAGGAGCAGCAGGACUUUUAUGGCAGCGUGGUGAAGAAGGACCGCCCCACGUACAUGCACGGCCCGCUUGCCCGCGGCGAGGCCGAGGCCAUCCUGGCCCAGGACCGCACCAAGGGCAACUUCCUCGUGCGCGAGAGCAAGGCGCGCCCUGGCACGUACGCCAUCAGCCUGGUGAUUGACGACGGCCGCGUGGAGCACCACUCGCUGCGCCACAACGGCUCGGAGUUUGUGCUCAACGACAUUCCGCUGUCCGUGCGCUGCAACACGGUGAGCGAGGUGAUCAACCACCUUGCCACCAACGAGGAGAGCAUGUCGUGCCCGCUCCGUCUGCAGCAGAACAACGAGCCCGUGCCAGAGGUGCCGGGCAUGGAGGGCUUCUCCAACCCCAACUACACGCGUGAAGGCCCGGCCAGCAGCAGCGGCGGCUACGACCCGCUCACUGCGCCGCGUGGCGUCGUCGCCAACCCCGGCUACCAAGAUCUGCCACCCAAGCCGACGCACCUCGUUGGCGGCGCCGCUGAUGCCUCCACCGUUGACGACGACGAGGACGCCCCUCCCGUCAAUGUGCGCACCCUUCCCAAGCCAUUCCACCUCCUCCCACCCGAGAAGCACGAUGCCAGCGCCUGA
Messenger RNA from Salpingoeca rosetta, 8709 nucleotides. Its product is annotated as p75 neurotrophin receptor b. The record is from RefSeq and is a predicted model, not a curated record. Lineage: Eukaryota; Choanoflagellata; Craspedida; Salpingoecidae. The transcript is spliced from 13 exons. Bases 172 to 8709 code for a protein of 2845 amino acids. Gene Ontology annotation, biological process: positive regulation of blood vessel endothelial cell migration; TRIF-dependent toll-like receptor signaling pathway; positive regulation of angiogenesis. Gene Ontology annotation, molecular function: antigen binding; protein binding. Gene Ontology annotation, cellular component: external side of plasma membrane; CD40 receptor complex.